AUGCAUGGUAGAUCGUUUAUGAAGCAGGCUAAGUGUAUAGUCGCAACUGCUAAUACAGCUCUGCUUUCAAGAAAUAAAUUUGUAAAUGGCAGUAGUUGCACUGUACUAAGACUUUGUUCAAAUGUAGAUAUUAAUAAAAAAAAUGCUCCAAUCUCAGAUAGUGGGCGGUACAAAGUAGCUACCAUUCCAAAUGGAUUAUGUGUGCUGAGGAUUGCAGCAACUCCAGUUAUUGGGUAUCUUGUAGUAAACCACCAUUUCCCUUCAGCAUUUGCUCUUUUCACUUUAGCUGGAGUAACUGAUAUGCUUGAUGGAUAUAUAGCUAGAAACUUUUCGGGCCAGAAAUCAUUACUAGGUUCAGUUCUUGAUCCUGUGGCAGACAAGCUUUUAAUAUCAGUGAUGUUCGUAACAAUGACCCAUGCUGGUUUGAUUGCAUGGCCAUUAACUUUCAUCGUCUUGUUAAGAGACUUAUGUCUUAUAGCUGGUGGAUUCUACAAAAGAUAUCAAACUAUGGAACCACCAUAUACUCUGAACAGAUUUUUCAAUCCAGAAGUGUCUUCCAUGCAAGUAGUUCCUACCCUCAUGAGCAAGGUUAAUACCAUGCUUCAACUCUCCGUCGUCGGGUUAGCCCUAGCCUCGCCUGUUUUCGAAUUUGGAGUUACUAGUCAGAAUUUUAUUACAGCACUCAGUUGCGUCACAGCAGCGACGACUAUUCUUUCUGGAAUACAAUACGCUAGUGGAAAAGCGAUCAAGAAGCUCUGA
Molecule: messenger RNA, 759 nt
Organism: Auanema sp. JU1783
Lineage: Eukaryota; Metazoa; Nematoda; Chromadorea; Rhabditida; Rhabditidae
Source: the annotation of a GenBank genome assembly